AUUGCGCUGCGUCAGCGCGUGUGCGCGUUCACGGCGGCGGGAGGAGCGGAGCGGAGCGCGGCGGCCUCAGCAAAGCAGCGGCAGCGAGGACGACGACGACGGCAGCGGCGGAGGGAGGGAGGUAGGGAGCUUUGCGUUAUUCUUGGAAAAUUGUGCUCCACCAGUGAAUUCAUUGAACCCCAGCAUUGCCAAUCCGCUUCUGUUAGGCUCAGCAAAUUUGCAGCUCGCCCAGCUAGCCCUACAGCAGCUGAAUUCUGUGGCCACCACAACUGUAUUGAACCCAGCUUUUGCAUCUCUGAUCCAAGGUUUUGUGAAGAUCAACAUGUCCAUGUUUAAUGCCAGAGGGGCUUUUGGCCAGAAUCCGGGCCCUCCCAAUCAGUUUGGGCAAAGCCAGGGCCCGCCCAAUCCGUUUGGGCAAAGCCAGCCCCCACCCAAUCCGUUUGGGCAAAGCCAGGCCCCGCCCAAUCCGUUUGGGCAGAGUCAAGGCCCACCCAACCAGUUUGGGCUGAAUCAGGGUCCACCUAACCCGUACAAGAGUCAACCACCACCUACCCAGUUUGGUAUUACUCCAGGACCCUACAUGGGAGCUACAGGAGGUAGAGGAGCAGCAGGAAGAGGAAUGGGAAUUCCAGGUGCAUCACAAAGUACCUUUGGUGGAAUGAACAUGGGAAUUAUGAGUCAAACUGGGAAUAAUGUAGGCUUAGGUCAAUGGUCCUCCUACCAGAGUCCAUCACCUGGAGGUUAUCGGCCUGGAUAUGGGAAUACUCCGGCGCCUUCAACUCAAAGUGGAGGCCAGAGCUCUGCAGUCCAGCUUUUUCAAGACACGAUGAAGGCUACCAAUAUCCUGGCAAACUUUGGUCUGUCCAAUGAGGACCUGGAAGAGCUAAGUCGUUACCCCGACGAGAAGCUUACUCCAGAAAACAUGCCGUACAUUUUAAGAGAAAUCAGAAUGCGGAAGAUGAAUAAGCAGCAACCAUCAAGCAGUUAUGAUCAACCAUACAAGCUGCAAGACAAAGACUACAGACGGGAAGUGCAGAGCAGCGUGGUCGAUUACGGGCACGGUCAACAGCAUCAGGAUAGACCCAUGGAGAGUCGGAGCACCUGGAGUGACGAUUACAAGCGUCCGUCUCAGAGUUAUCCAAUGGAGCCUUCGCAAGACGAUAUUAAUCAAGGAGUCAAGCGGACAGUUCUCAUGGUGAAGAAGGGAUUGCCAAAACCCAAGCUGAUGAAUGAUUACUAUGGCGUCCCGGCACUGAGAUUUCCUCACGUGUGCAGUUUGUGUAACGUAGAAUGUAGACAAAUGAGGGAUUGGGGACGUCACAACAAAACAUCUGUCCACAAUGAAAGCUGCCGACUUUUGCUCAAAGAAUAUCCAGACUGGAACCCGGAUUCAAUUCCUCAGAUUAAUAAAUAUCCAGACUGGAACCCGGAUUCAAUUCCUCCGAUUAAAGAGGACCUUGUCAAGAAAGAGAAAGAAACAGUGGCCGCAGACCAGGCUGCUGCUUCCUUCAGUUCAGCACGGAUAAGCCCGAUGCAUUUGAGCCCACGUCGAAUGAGCCCUCACAGAAGCAGCCCGAGACGCUCGAGCCCGAGACGAAUGAGCCCCAGGCGCAUCAGCCCAUACCGAUCCAGGUCCAGCCCCAGACGAACCAGCCCACACCGAUCCAGGUCCAGUCCCAGAAGAACCAGCCCCCACAGGUCACGGUCAAGCCCAAGGCGGACCAGUCCCCACAGGCCCAGACCCAGGCGCCCGAGCCCACACAAGGCCCGGCUGAGCCCCAAGCAUCCCAGCCCACAGCAACCCUUCCCACGCAAGGCCAUCCCCAAACGGAAAAUCCAGAAGAUGCCGCCUGCUAAGAAUUCUAACCAGAAGCCGCCAGCGAACCAGUCAACAAAUCAAAAGCCUCCAAAUCAGAAGACAAUGAAGCGACCUGCUGCCACCGGCAAGCCCUUUGCUGGAGGCAAGGGCAGUGCAGGUCCUGCUGCUGCGGCGGAGAAAGCUACUGCUCAACAGGAGGCUGAUGCCCAGCAGAUGAAUGAAAUGAGGAAGAGUGGGCGUGUGGUUCACAUCACUGACCUGCCACUUGAUGGUUAUACUGAAGAAGACAUCUCAAAACUGACCCAGCCUUUCGGAAAACUCACUGGCAUUAAGUUGGUGCGCUCCAAAAAUGAGGCUUUCCUGGAGAUGGUGUAUAAAGAGGCUGCAGUGGCAGUGGUGGAGUUCUACAGCAUCACACCAGCGGAGAUCAAUCGCCGGCAGGUGACCAUGGUGUUACUGGGACAGAAGAAGGAAAUUCCUAAACUGGAUCAGAAAGAACAGUUACCGAGCCAAGCUGCUACUGCGGUACAGAAAGAGCAGAAUGCUCCUGGCACCAGUGCUGACCCUCAGGCAGCCACAGAAGCCAACACCCCUCACCCUGAUGAAAAGACGAGUGAGGAUGAAAGUGUCACAGUACAGACUCGGUCAGAGGUUGUUUCCCUCAAUGACAAAGGUAGAGUUAUUCGAAUUAGCAAUCUUCCAGCUAAAGGAUACACAGAGGAUGACCUGAAAAGGCUGGCAAAACCCUUUGGACCAGUGUUGAAUGUAGUUAUCACAUUCUCCCGAAACCAGGCAUAUCUGGAAAUGACUUGCAUGAAAGCAGCGGCCAAAAUGGUGGAGUUUUACAGCCUUUCUACAAUCAAGCUGAAAGGAAAUACUAUCAGUAUGGAAGUACUACAUCAGUAUAUGGAUCUAAGCGACAUGGAGGUUAUAUUCAAGGAUAUGAUUGAAGAUUCGGGGUUUAAAGCAGAUGACGGGUGCACCAUAUAUGACCAUUUAGUUCACAUAAGCAAUCUACCUGAGGAUGGCUAUACAGAAGUUGACAUCCUUUGUGUUGCUUUUCGAUUUGGAAGAGUGAAGGAUUCAAUGUUCUUGAAACCACACAACAAGGUUCUUAUACAAUUGGAGAGUGGGGAUGCUGCCACAUCCAUGUGCAGCUUUUUCAGCGAAAUUCCUCAUGACUUCCAUGGAAAAACUCUGGAAUUUUCUUUGUCCCCUCAUGCAGGAAUUCAGCCCGAGAAUGAAGGAAAGAAAGAACAACUGACGGAGGAGAGUGGUGACGCCAGCACGGAGCCGGAGUCGAAGGAGCCUGCGCCGGUGGCGAAAGCGGAGUCUGCCGAUGUGGAGAUGACCGCCGUGACCAAUGAGAAAGCCCCAGAGCUGCCGAGUGACCAAACUAAAGCAGAGGCCGCCAGCCCGGCCACAGCGCAGACGGCUGGUCCUGAGGCCAAGCCGCAGACAGGGGGCACAGCACCACAGAACCAGUCGCCCACUGCUGUCAGCAAUCCCCAUGCACCUGUCAAAGCCCCAGGCACAGCCAGCAAGCUGCCCGUCACCAAAUCCCCAGCACCCCUUGUUGCUGUGACACCGGCAGACCUGCCCGUGACUGGCACCGGCUCCGGCGAUUCCUCCCCGACCACCGGCAAACCCACCACGGCGAGCGGAAACGCACCGUCCAAAGCCGCCGCUGUGGCGACCAACGUGGCUACACCUUCAGCCGUGCCUACAAGAGCUGCCGGUAACAGCGUCACCGUGCCCACCAAACCCAUCGCAGCCUCCCCGAGCGUGCAGGUCAAAGUCACCGCUGACGAUGCAGUGGUCAAACUCGGCGACGCCACAGCCAAGCCCACCGCAGACGGUGAUGAUGCAGCCGGCAAACCCACAGCUACAGCUGAGACCGGUGGGGCACUCAAACCCGUGGCCACUCCUGUGCCGGGCUCCGCCAAACCUGGCCCAGUGCCAGCUCCGGCAGUGGGCAACACCAACCCGGCUCCUGAUAACGCUGCUCCCAAUCCCACCGACCCGGCAUCGGCGGACGGCAAUGGUGCCGUGUCCAAGCCGGAGCCGGCCAGCGACACUUCGUCUACUGCCCCGGCUAUGGAGAAGGACACCCCCGAACCGAGUGUGUCUCCCCAGAUCACGGACGGGGCGACUGCCCCCUCUCCCACCCAGACCUCCUCGGCACCGCAGAAAACCACAAACCCCACCUCCAGCACCAGGCCUCCCAGGUCCAUGGUGGUGAAGCCCACGGGCAAAGAGAGCGGCGCGGCCAAGACCAGCGGGGCCAAGAGGAGCGUUGGCCCCAGGAAGGAGCACGCACAGCGGGGUACGGGCAAAGGUGGCAUGGCGGCACGAGGACGCAGCACAUCCCGGGAGAGUUCGAGCCGGGAGGGCAGUGGCCGUGGUGCCACCGCAUACCAGAAGGAGUCCCGCGGCGAACGGCGACCUCACCCGCGGGACAGAGAACACCAGAGAUACUCCAGGAUCAAGACCUUUCAUGACCGCAACAGCCGGGAUCGGAAGCCCAGCGUCCGGAGUCCAAAGAGAGAAAUGGUAAAGGACAUCUUCCCCUUUAACCUGGACGAGUUUGUCACCGUGGAUGAAGUGGGUGAAGAGGAAGAUUCUGCAGAAGAGCAGAUGCCGGGGGAUGAGUCGCAACCCAACGCCCAAGCUGCCGAGAGCAAGGAGGGGGGAGCGGCAGAAGACAAAGAGGAUGAGCAGGCCCCCACGACCGCUGCAGAGCCUGGCGUGCCGUCUACGGCAGAGGAGACGAUGGAGGAGCCAGCUGGAGCCGAGCCAGAGCCCACAGCAGCGGGGGAGGAGGUGGAGCCCAUGGAGACGGAGACGGAGACAGAGCUGGGCACAACUUCCGCUUCAGCAGAGCCGGACAAAGGUUCCAGCACAGAGCCGGGCAAACCUGACGAUACAGAGCCUGGCAAAGCCACAACUACAGAGCCGGGCAAACCUGCCGGCACGGAGCCUGGCAAAGCUACAGAGCCGGGCAAACCUGACGAUACAGAGCCUGGCAAAGCCACAACUACUGAGCCGGGCAAACCUGCCGGCACAGAGCCUGGCGCAACCACAAAGCUGGGCAAACCUGCUGACACAGAGGCUGGCAAAGCUACAGAGCCGGGCAAACCUGCUGGCACAGAGCCUGGCACAACCACAAAGCUGGGCAAACCUGCUGGCACAGAGCCUGGCACAACCACAAAGCUGGGCAAACCUGCUGGCACAGAGGCUGGCAAAGCUACAGGGCCGGGAAAAUCUGCCGAUACAGAGCCUGGCAAAGCCACAACUACAGUGCCGGGCAAACCUGCCGGCACAGAGCCUGGCGCAACCACAAAGCUGGGCAAACCUGCUGGCACAGAGCCUGGCAAAGCUGCAGGGCCGGGCAAAGCUACAGGGCCGGGCAAAGCUGCCACCAUCGCAGAGCCUGGCAAAGCUACAGGGCCUGGCAAAGCCACUGCUACAGAACCGGGCAAAGCUGCCUCCACAAAGUUGGACAAAGCGGCUGCCACAGAGCUGGACAAAGCUCCCUCUGCUACGGAUUCGGGCAAAUCUUCCACCGCCACAGUGCUGGGCAAGCCUGCCCUCACAAAGUCGGACAAAGCACUCGCUACCAAGCCAGGCAAAGGUCCAUCCACACAGCCGGGGAAAGCCACCGUCACACAGCCGGGGACAGAGGCGUGCAAAGCUGCCGUGACAAAGUCAGACAAAGCUGCUGCCGUCACCGCGCCGGUCAAGGCCACCAGUGCAGUCACCAGGCCACAAGCUGCCGCCUCAGCCGCAGGAAGCGCGGCGGUGAAGAGCCAGGCGGUGAAGAGCCAAGUGGUGCCAUCGACAGGCGGAGGAGGGGAGCCCGCCCACGGCACAGCUGGACCCCCGCCCGCCAGCUCGGUCACCGUCCCCGCGGCCUGUGCUGGGGACGCCACGAGGAGUGGUGGCACGGAGCAGCGAGCCGAUGCCAAACUGAAGAGGGAGCCUCCGCCAGAGUUGGGACCGGCGGCAAAGAAGAUGAAACUGGCCGGCACGCCGCUCACCCAGCUGAAGAUGCCUCCAUACAAGCUCAACUGUCCCAUCGGUGUGGAGUUCAUUGUCCCCAAGACGGGCUACUUCUGCCAGAUCUGUUCCCUGUUCUACACCAAUGAAGACACGGCCAAGGUGACCCACUGUGGCACUGUGCUACACUAUAAGAACAUGGAGAAGUACGUAAGCCAGCGGCGGGAGGAGAGCGCGGGCAAACAGAACAAGUGAAGGCAGCCACUUGCAACAGAGUAUAUUUUGGGUCCAAGUGUUCUCCUCUCCCCCCCAUCCUUCUCUUCCUCCUCCAGCUUUACCAGACAAUUACAACAUUGUACAAAUUAUCUCAACACUGUACUGAUUAUGGAAACUGUUCUUUUGGGUUAUCUUGUUGUCUUUGUGUUUUUACAUAAAUUGUUGUAACAAUUGCCGAUUCAGUUAUGCAAUUAAAAUUAUGUUCUACAGAA
Amblyraja radiata (thorny skate) is the source of this 6306-nucleotide messenger RNA. It is a transcript of the gene znf638, whose product is annotated as zinc finger protein 638. Gene Ontology annotation, cellular component: nucleus. Lineage: Eukaryota; Metazoa; Chordata; Chondrichthyes; Rajiformes; Rajidae. The record is from RefSeq and is a predicted model, not a curated record. Bases 323 to 6073 code for a protein of 1916 amino acids. The transcript is spliced from 25 exons. Gene Ontology annotation, molecular function: zinc ion binding; RNA binding.